GUCAUCACUCAUCACAGGGAAAAUGUCCGCUGGACAGGGUUUCCCUGUUGAGGCCCCUGGUUAAUCCGGGGGCCUUCACCCAUUCUUCUGUUAUUGUGAAUUAAUUUUGCUGAUAAAUAUCAAUCAUGUGGAGAUUUCUGAACAGCAUCCCUCGAGCAUUCAGACAACAUGUUCACACGCCUCGACCAUCUGCUGGUGUCUGUGUGGAUGAGGAAAAGACAGAUUAUGACAUCAGUGAGGCUGAUGAGACCCAGGGACCCUUUGCAAGUCGAAGAAAGUCCUUAGAGUUUGAAGCAGAUCAACAACAGAGAUGUUGUAGUUGCAAAGUGAAUGUAUUGAACAGUACAUUCACGGAGAAUAAGAAAAAUGGCUGGUUGGGUGAUAAAGCGUCUGGUACGGGAAAGGAGGAGGGGAGGGAGUGGUGGCGAUCUUGUCACUAUGAUUUCUGGAAACUGUUGGAAGGAUCGCAUCGCAUGUUUGAGGCGAUUUCCAUGGGUUCUGCCAUGUUGUGGGGCUCAGAUGGAGAUCGUCAGAAGCGCAAGACUCGCCUGCUCUACCGCGUCCUGUUUGCCAUGCCGGGUGGGGCGACGACAGUGCGGGGCAUCAAGGGGCAGGUGGAGACUUCCUCGUCUGUUUUCCUGCCAGCUGGUCCUAGAGAUCCGGGGCCCAUGGCAAUCAAAGAUGCAGAGGGGGCUGCCCACGAUGCUGCGGUGAAUGUGUCGAAGGCAGAGAGCCUGGAUUCAGCCAUGGAGGAGUUCCAGUCCAUGUGCACAGAGUACACAGCCCGCAGUCAGAGUUUGCUGGGCCUCCAGGCGGCCUCGCAGGGAGACAUGACGACAGCCGUGCAGCACCUCCACUCUUCCUGUGUGCUCGGGAACAGCUCGGCCUGCUUCAACCUGGGCUUAUGCUAUGAAACAGGGUCAGGAGUCACGCAGGAUCUUGAUAAAGCGGAGUAUUACUACAAGAAAGCUGCGGAGUCGGGUCACAGUUUGGCCCUGUACAACCUGGGCCUCAUGUACCUCAGUGACAGGGGAGAGGUCGGGGACAGUGGAGGUACCGGUGUUGGUGCUGGUGUUUGCUGCAGUGGCCGACGGGAGGGACUAGACAUGCUGGAGAAAGCUGCCAGGCUUGGUUUGGCUGAGGCACAAACAUACUUGGGUAUUCAUCAUAUGGAGGAAACUGAAGAUGUCUCAAAAGCUUUACCUUACUUCCGUGCAGCUGCUGAACAAAAUGACAGCGAAGCCCAGUACUUUCUGGCCAUGUGCCACGAGCAGGGCUGGGGUGUGGAAGUGAACGAGUGCCGAGCAGCACAGCUCUAUUCCCUGGCAGCAGCCGCUGGUCAUGAUAUGGCCAUGUACAAUCUCGGUGUCUUUAAUGAAGAGGGACUUGGGGGUUUACCCGAAGACUUGGCCUCAGCAAAGGACUUGUACAAAAGAGCUGCCAAGCUUGGAAAUGUGCAAGCAGAGCAAAGACUGGAGGAGAUCUCGUCCAUGGAGAAGGUUGACCCUUGGCAAGAGAAAUUGAGUACUUUUCAAAACCUCUACCAGCUCUACCACAAAGGUGAGGAAAGUUCACUCCAAGAUCAUCAUCACGGCAGUUCCAGCGGCCUCCUGAGUCCGUCGGCCUCAUCACCGAACCUCUCCGACAGUCUACACCACAACAGCUUAGGCUACUUCUUUGGCACCCUGGACCACGGAAAAACUUGGAAAGACCAGAAUCACAAAGUGUCAUUCGACCCGGGUGGUGGUAGCACUACGCACAAGAUAAUGUUCCAGCUUGGUGGGGAUUGUUGUGAUGGAGACGAUGAAACCAUAUCUGAUAGGUCGAUUGCUGACGACAGCUUUGAGAGUGGUUCAGGGGAUGAGGCCCCGUUUCAUGUUGCAACUUUCCAUCGUUCACACACCACUCCGAAUUUGGAUAUGGUGGCUUGCAAUGUUUGAUUUAGCAAACAGUAGAUUCCUAUCACACGUUUUAUGUGUAUAUCUUGAACUUCAGAUGCCAUCAUGCUUUAAAAAUUUUUUAUUGCUUCCUCACCCUAUUUUUUUCGGUGUGAUUUUCAUUAGAUGAAUAUUCAUCAAUCAAACCUAUCAUCUUUGUAAAUAUAUUGAAUAACAUGUCGAUUCAGGGGGACCUUUGAAUCAAAAUGGUUUACAGUGUUGUUGAGUGACAGAAAGUGGAUGGACGUGAUGUCCUAUUUUUCUGAUUUCCCCUUCUUUGAGACCACUACAGAAGACAGGAAGAGGUCAGGUUCUCUAUAAUUGCAUAAUGAGUGUAAGAUCAGCAAACAACUGGAAUUAGGAGUGGCGGAUCUCUUCAAGGACCAUUUUUCUUUUGAACUCUUUCCUUCUGACGGUACAAAAUUGGGAGGGUGGAGGAUGUUUGCUGCAUGGUUGUGAUUUUCUAGACUUGUAUCAAAAGUUGUGGUGCUCGCUUUCUCCAAGUUUGAAAGUUUUAAGGCCUUUGUGAGCUAUCAAAAAUCUUCCUGCAGUAUUAUUUAAUAGUUGUUGUGUUCAGUCACUGGAGGCAUUAGUGAUAGUAUUGCAUAUUGGGUCUUAUUUAUGGGCACUCCUUGUGACAUUGUCAUCAUGUCCAGAGGAGUUUUUUGUCAAUUGACCAACCUUGUGGACCUGUCAGUUUUUUUCGUUCAUCCUGAUAUGGACUUCUUGUUUCUUGUACUUCUUUCUUUCACUUUUGCACUGCUUUCACUUCACAGCUUUCGGAAUUUCCUUUGAUGAAGGAUGAGAGUUCAUACACAUGCAAGAACAAGAAUUCCUGUAAAUCAGGAGAGAAUGAAAUCUUCUGGGAAUAUGAUACUGGUUGUCUAAGGUCCCACUGCAUAUCUUAGUCCCAUCAACUCGCCUGCUUUUUGUCCCGUGAUAGGGACAUGUGUUUGCCUGUUAUUAUAGAAUAUAUCUGCUCAUUUUUGAAGAUGUUGAAAUUGCUGGUAAGGUGACUGAAACACUGUCUCCAUAUGAUUUCUUGAAAUGAUUUUUAAGAAAUGAUCUAUUUAGAUCAGUCUCGUUGUCGCGAAAUGGACGGCAACUGAGCGCCCUUGUCUUUCAUAACACAUCUCAGCAGGAAACAAAAUGUUUCAUUCAGUUCAUUCAUUUAUAGCUCUUUUGGUUGAACAAAAUGUGGCAGUUGUUUUUUAGAACUAUAAUAAUUGGGCCUCAAGUGUGAAAUUUCUCUCAGGUUGCUUCAGUGAGUUUGUAAUUUUAGAACUUAGUAUAGUAUAUUUAUACUUUUAAGUAGAGUAAACUAGUGCUUCUAGUUUUAACUUGAAUGUAAAUGUUGUAUAUUUUUGUAAUGUAGUCAAAUAGUUGUUUAUUAUGUUAGAUUUAGAUUAAUGAAUAUUGAGUUGCUCUGAGGUGAACAGACUGGUUGUAUUCAAUUCCGAUAGUGCAUAAUACAUGCUGUUGAAUUAUAGUUUGCUUCUGUUUAGUUCCGAUUGGAAAAAUAUUUCUCAGGCAUUCUGGGAUUUUUUAUUAUAGCAAGUUUUGUCAUAGUUGUAGUGCUACUCAAUUAUAAACAGUCCUAGCUUUCUUUCUUUAAUUUUGACUUCUCGGUCCUAGUGUCCAGGUACCAUUUUUAAAUGGAUAUGUUGAAAUUGCUUUUUCUUUUCUUUUAAUCUUCAUUCUUGCUUUUUAUCCUCUUAAUGCUUGCGUUCCCCCCUCCCCAUUUAAUUCUUUCAUUCCUGUUUUAGACACUUGUGUUCUUUUUAAGUCUUUUUGUGCGAAAGCAUCUUCUUAGUCAGAACCAAGUUAUUACUGUUACCACAGUAUCAUUCCUUCCCAUUCUACUCUUGGAACAAUCAGUUUUAUAAUUUUACAUGAUAGAUCGAUGUGAAUGUUUUUAUGUUGUUAUGUUAUGGGUGGGCAUUGCCGAAAUCUAUUUUGUCGAAGAUUGAAAAAUGUGAACUGUUAGGAUUUCACAGUUCGAAUUAGGAGUGAGUUACUUUUUUUUAGAGCAAUAUAUGCCAACUGCGGAUCUAGGGGUAAGAAAGUGCAUUUAUAUCAUUUUCAGUAUAGCCUUCAUUUUAAGACUGUCUACUUAAAUUUCAUUAACGUCAACACUCAUCUCAUGUUUUGAAGUUUCAGAAUUAUUUUUCAAUUUCUGUUCUUUGUAAGGAUAAUUGGAAAAGAAAGUACUCAUUAUUGAAAAGGUAUAUGAUAACUUAAACAAUUUUAAGUACAAGUAUCCCGGUAGUAUGGAAGGAGUGGAAGAAUCUCAGUCUUGGUAGACAGUUGCAAUCAAUAACAAUUUUGGUCUAUGUUAAAUGCCUCCUGAUGCUGACUUUGUGUCCAAAGACUCAAUUCCAAGAAAGGAAACUUUUGUAUGCUGUAUUAGUUGAAAAAAAAUUAGCUGAAAUUCAUGUUUUUUCAUUUAAAAUGGAGAAAGCCAUUGUGUGAAUUGUUCAACAUAGUGCCUUUAUAAAAAAAAGUUUUGCCAUAUUUCAUGUAUGUUUCUUGUGUCAUGUCUCGUUUUUUAAGUGUGUUUAUAUUGGUGUGAUAGAUUUGAGUUACACUGAUUGGUUAAUAAAAAUUAGUUGAGAAGGAA
Messenger RNA from Aplysia californica (California sea hare), 4557 nucleotides. RefSeq lists its product as uncharacterized. The transcript has 10 exons. Gene Ontology annotation, molecular function: protein binding. The record is from RefSeq and is a predicted model, not a curated record. The coding region runs from base 126 to 1940 and encodes 604 amino acids. Lineage: Eukaryota; Metazoa; Mollusca; Gastropoda; Aplysiida; Aplysiidae.